Molecule: messenger RNA, 8785 nt
Organism: Epinephelus moara (kelp grouper)
Lineage: Eukaryota; Metazoa; Chordata; Actinopteri; Perciformes; Serranidae
Gene: pcdh7b
Product: protocadherin 7b
Exons: 4
Coding region: 932-4840 (1302 amino acids)
Biological process (GO): homophilic cell-cell adhesion
Cellular component (GO): plasma membrane
Molecular function (GO): calcium ion binding
Source: RefSeq, a predicted model, not a curated record
AGAGGGAGAGACUGCAAUAUCAUUUGUGAAUCCCUCUCACAGUGCUGCAGAUAGGGGCUGCCAACACAUGCGGCGCGUCUGCAGGUGAGGGAACAGGCUGAAUGUGCUGGACACACACUGAGGAAUUCAUCCGACGUUUCCUGAUUCAAGAAAAAAAACAAACUGCGGAUAUACAUUUUUGUGAAUCCCUUUCUUUUUUCUGUCUUCUUUGCUUUGCGCUGUGGAGUUGCACACAAAAUAAAAGCGGAGAGCAGAGAAGUAUGCGUGCUGGCUGCAAGUGACUUGGAGGAAGAGCAGCCGGACAGGUAAUUUGCUUCAUAUUCACAUCCUCAGAGAUCGGAGAGUUGACAGGCUCCGCGCAGGCAACACUCUCACCGAGUUUGGAGGGUGGAAAAAACUGCGCGGGUAUUUAAAUGAUCCUGUGUGGACGCUGGGAUUUUUGCAGCCUCACCCCAAAAAAAGAGAGGAGAUUGUAGCCACAAACUGUGAGUAAAACGGCGGGAUAUGGACUGAAUUCACUUUCUGGUGAUGUGAUGCUCGGACUAUAAUUUUUGGCUUUUACGCGCAUGAUAUUGAGAGAUUCGCGGGAGCGCACGGAGCCUCUGUCUGGUGAGUGUUUUUUGAUAUCAUUGCGGUGUUUUUAUUUUUGAUACUAAAAGAAGGAAAGAGCAACUAACACCCAGAGCUGGAGGAGGAAAAGCAGAGAGCAGACGAGAAGCCCGUGCACUUGCUGCUUUGCACUGCAGCAGGAGCGAUGUAGGAAGUCGUCCGGAGGAUGAAGUCUCACGCAUCCCGCAGCAGAGGGCUUUGCUCUUUAUGAACACAUUUUUUUAACCUCCAUAUCUGGACUCUCUAUUGGUGAUUAUUAUUUUUUUUAUUCUCUGGACAUUUUUUUCACACCUAAGUGGACAUUUUUUUGCAUUGGAGAACAAUGAGGACUACUGGUGCAGUGGACUAUUUGUACUAUUGCAUGCUCAUCCUGCAGCUUGUGCAUCAGCCCGCUGCCAAGCAAGUGCUCCGGUACCGUUUGGCCGAGGAGGGACCCGCCGAUGUCAGAGUCGGGAACGUAGCCGGCGACCUGGGCAUCGUCGCCGGCUCAGGCGAGGUGACAUUCACGCUGGAGUCGGGCUCUGAUUUUUUCAAAAUAGACAACAUCACAGGUGAGCUCACCACCAACGAGAGGCGCAUAGACCGUGAAAAAUUACAGCAGUGCCAAAUGAUCUUUGAUGAGAACGAGUGCUUUAUAGAUUUUGAAGUGUCAGUGAUUGGACCGGCCCAGAGCUGGGUCGACCUCUUUGAGGGGAAAGUCAUCAUAUUAGAUAUAAACGAUAACACCCCGUCUUUCCCUUCCCCUGUCCUGACACUGUCUGUGGAGGAAAACAGACCCAUUGGAACCCUUUAUCUGCUGCCCACAGCCACAGACAGAGAUUUUGGCAGAAAUGGAAUAGAGAGAUACGAGCUUAUCCAGGACAAUGGGGAGAACUCAAGGCGCUUGGGCUCUUCUGGGGAUUCAUUCUCUGGGAAGAGGAGAUUUGAGGAAGGCGCGAGCAGGAGCAGCGUCUUUGAACUGCAAGUUGCUGACACUACUGAUGGCGAGAAGCAGCCUCAACUCAUCAUUAAAGGGGCCCUUGAUAGGGAACAGAGAGACUCCUAUGAGCUCACGCUGCGUGUCAGGGAUGGAGGAGAUCCCCCUCGCUCCUCGCAGGCCAUUCUGAGGGUGAUGAUCACCGAUGUGAAUGACAACAACCCUCGCUUUGAGAAGAGCGUGUAUGAAGCUGACCUGCCGGAGAACAGCUCCCCUGGUGCCCCCAUACUGCAGCUCAAAGCGGCUGAUGCAGACGUGGGGGUUAACGGUCAAAUAGAGUAUGUGUUCGGGGCAGCCACGGAGUCAGUGAGGAGGCUGCUGAGGUUGGAUGAGAACACAGGGUGGCUGAGUGUGUUGCACCGCAUCGACCGUGAAGAAGUGAGCCAACUGAGGUUCACGGUAAUGGCCCGUGACCGAGGCCAGCCGCCCAAAAUGGACAAGGCCACUGUGGUGCUGAACAUCAAGGAUGAGAACGACAAUGUCCCUGCGAUAGAGAUACGGAAAAUCGGGCGCAUUUUCUUGAAAGAUGGCAUCGCCAACGUGGCUGAGGACGUGGUGGUGGACACACCCAUCGCCUUGGUUCAGGUGUCAGACCGAGACCAGGGGGAGAACGGCAUUGUGACCUGCACUGUUGUCGGGGAUGUUCCCUUUCAGCUGAAACCAGCCAGUGAGAUGGAGGGUGAGCAGAAUAAAAAGAAAUACUUCCUGCACACGUCUGCACCGCUGGACUACGAGGCCACACAGGAAUACAAUGUGGUCAUAGUGGCUGUGGACUCUGGGAGCCCCAGCCUCGCAAGUAAUAACUCUCUUAUCGUCAAAGUGGGCGACACUAACGACAACCCUCCUAUCUUCAGCCAGAAUGUAGUAGAGGUGUCGUUCCCUGAAAACAAUGCCCCUGGCGAGAGGGUGACAACAGUGGCGGCCAUCGACGCAGAUAGUGGGAAGAAUGCUGAAAUCGCCUACUCCCUGGACUCGUCGGUAAAUGGGAUUUUCUCUAUCGAUGCAGACAGUGGAGACAUCCGAGUAAACACCAUUCUGGAUAGAGAGCAAACGGAGCGCUACGAAUUCAAAGUGAUAGCCAAAGAUAAGGGCAUAAACACUCUACAGGGCUCUGCGACAGUGGUCGUCCUCGUGGCUGACAAGAAUGACAACGAGCCAAAGUUCAUGCAGGAUGUGUUCACCUUCUACGUCAAAGAGAACCUCGAACCAAACAGCCCAGUCGGCAUGGUCACGGUCAUAGACGCAGAUAAGGGCCAAAAUGCAGAGAUGAGCCUUUUUAUUGAGGAAGAGGAGGAUAUCUUUUCAAUUGAGAACGACACUGGGACUAUUUUCUCCACCCUGUCGUUUGACAGAGAGCAGAAAACUACCUACACCUUCCGUGUCAAAGCUGUGGACGGUGGCGACCCCCCCAGAUCUGCCACCGCCACAGUUUCACUCUUUGUCAUGGAUGAGAACGACAACGCACCCACUGUCACUUUCCCGAUAAACAGCUCCUACACCCUCCUCCCUCCCUCCAGCAACAUCAGAACAGUAGUCAGGACUGUCAUAGCAACUGAUACAGACACUGGCAUCAACGCCGACUUGAACUACAGCAUCAUUGGGGGGAACCCCUUCAAGCUGUUUGAGAUUGACGGGGGCACUGGGGUCAUUUCGCUGGUGGGGAAGCUGGAGCAGAAGCACUACGGCCUCCACAGGCUGGUCGUCCAGGUGAACGACAGUGGCCAGCCUUCUCAGAGCACCACCACGCUCGUGCACGUGUACGUCAACGAGACUCUUUCCAACUCAACAGUUGUGGAGGCCCAGGUGGCAAAGAGCCUGAGCACGUCCCUGAACACCAACAUCGCCGGCGACCCCAACUAUGACCUAAGCAAACAGCGGCUGAGCAUCGUAAUCGGAGUCGUUUCAGGCAUCAUGACAGUCAUUCUUAUUAUUCUAGUUGUGGUCAUGGCUCGUUAUUGCCGCCCCAAGAAUAAGAACGGCUACGAGGCCGGCAAGAAGGACCACGAGGACUUCUUCACGCCACAGCAGCACGACAAGUCCAAGAAGCCCAAGAAAGACAAGAAGAAACAGAAGUCCAAACAGCCGCUCUACAGCAGCAUCGUCACCGUGGAGGCCUCCAAACCCAACGGGCAGCGCUACGACGGCGUCAACGAGAAGCUCUCGGACAGCCCCGGCAUGGGCCGCUACCGUUCGGUCAACGGAGGGCCGGGGAGCCCAGAUCUGGCCCGGCACUACAAGUCCAGCUCCCCGCUCCCUACUGUCCAGCUUCACCCGCAAUCGCCGACGGCUGGGAAAAAGCACCAGGCGGUUCAGGACCUGCCCCCUGCCAACACCUUUGUUGGCACCGGAGAUAACAUUUCCCUUGGAUCUGACCACUGCUCCGAAUACAGCAGUCAAACUAUCAACAAGUACAACAAACAGGUUCAUCCCAGCCGACAGUGGACAGAGACAGACAACCAUUCACGCUCACAUUCACACCCACGGACAAUUACGAGUCACCAGUUUACCUGCAUGUCUUUGGACUGUGGGAGGAAGCCGGAGUACCUGGAGAAACCCCACUCUCCGUUUCGCCGAGUGACCUUCUCUGUGGUGAGCCAGCCCCAGGACCCUCACCAGCAGGGAUCGCUGCAGAGCUGCUACGACAGCGGCCUGGACGAGUCGGAGACGCCCAGCAGCAAGAGUUCGUCGGGCCCCCGGCUGGGCGCCCUUCCCCUGCCCGAGGACAGCUACGAGAGGACAACGCCGGAUGGCAGUGUCGGUGAGGCAGAGCACAUGGAAAAUGACUCCCGGCCCUUGCCUGACGUAGCCAUGACUGGCAAGUGCACCCGGGAAUGCGACGAGUACGGCCACUCGGACUCCUGCUGGAUGCCUGUGCGCACGUCGCCUGAGCGACGGCCAUCCAAGUCAACCACCACCCCCCAACAACCAAAGCUUUCCACUUUCAUGAGCGGCAACGGCAGCGGCAGCAGCAGCGCCGAGCAGCCCGGCAGCCAAGAGACCCUCGCCAUGGCCGCCAUGGCCAACGGAGACCCCACCGCCGCUCACAUGAUGGGCGACCGCAACCGCAACCUGCUCAACAAGAAGAUGGCUUCCUCCUCCUCCUCCUACGAGGCCUUCGGCUCGCCUUCCUACGGCUCGCCGGGAAGCGGGGAGGAGGCGCUGGGCCACCCCACCGAGGAGAUCCCUCUGGCGCCCACUGGGGAGUACAAGCCCACGUCCUGUGGUACUCUGACGCGGCGGGAGGUGUACCUGUGAGCUGGGAGUGUUUGACACACCCGCUGUGCCACCACACAUGGCAUUAAAGUACAACACUAAGCGUAGCUGCUUACCCACCACCGUUACAGCUCUAGAAGCUUUUACCCUUGUUCGGCAAGGUAGGACUAAACUUUCUCCAAAGACUUUUACAACAGCUCCUUAACGAGACGUGGAUAUAUAAACACAGUUUUUAAAGUGCUAACUCCGGCCAUGACCUGGGAGAAAGGAGGAGGAGGAGGAGGAACUGUUGAGGGGCUUUGUUGGGACUUGGGAUGAGGCUGUUUUACUGGCGAGUCGGGCUCUUGGGACAUGAUCUGCUGCUUGACAGUCAAUCUGUACAAUAAUCAUUUUACAUAUACAGUACGUGCAUGCAUUACCCUCCCCCGCCCCAUGAAGGUCCUUGAAGAUGUACAAAAGAGACAAUUUCUUUUUUUUCUGUUUGUGUUUUUUCUAGAAACAAAGCUGUACAUGUGGACUAUUUUGACUUUUGAGUGUGUCUGGUUUGCCUUUUUUUUUUUUUUUUUUUUUAAAUAUCAGAACACUGCUCCGGCCACAACGUUCAGUGGCUGCAGCGAUAUAUCGGACGCAAUGGUCUCUUGCAUACUGAGCUGUCUUAUGGAAUCCGUCACCUUGACUGUUUGUGACCAAAACUUAACUGUGUUUGAAUCUUAAAAAGGACUGGAAGCUUUAAAUACCCAGACAACACUUGUGUCAGUCCUCUCCUGUCACGGAGACUCUCGGGACGGACGUCGGAGCCAAUGGAAUUUGCUGCAACUGUUUCGGACUAUUACUUCGCCGCUGGGUUUUGACGAACUCACCGUGACUGAUUCUAACCUACCAGUGUGAAAAGUCACUCACUGUACAUAAACAUUGGACCACGGCAACAACGCUAACCGCUCUCAUUCCCCCCCCUUUUGUCUUGCUACCUUCCCCUCAGUCUCUCGUUUGUUGUCUUUGAUUGGCGAGACCAAAACCCCUCUGACGAGAUGCAAAUUUCUUAGAGCCAUGAUCCAUCGCCGCAUCGGCUGGAGACGCAUGCGUGUACACCGUAUUCGGGUCACCUCGGUGGGAUGCUACUGUUUAUAUCAAGUACCCUGUUUUUUCCGCAACCCACGUAUGCAGACACACAUACACAGAAGCAGAUUUAACUGAGGCCAGUGGCACCGCCGGACUGAUACCUGGGUAAGCACAGUGUGUGGCAUGCCGAGAUCAACCCUACGGAGGUACAGCUGAAGUUGUAUGUGUGUAUGGGCCCGAUAUGCAGUAUAUAGUGUGUGUGUGUAGGCUAUAUUUAGUGUAUACUGUAGAUGUACACCGAUAAUAGGCGUAGGAGGGCGUAGACAUGGCCGAGCUGAUCCUGAAACAGCUGCAAGGACAGCUUUUUACUGUUAUUUCUUUCUUGUUGUGUGAUAGACUGAGCAAUAAAUAUCAUAAUGUACACGUGACCAACUUCUUUUUCACUUUCUCCUCAAGCCUUCAAGGUGACAUUAACCACCCCCCCCCCCCCCCCCCCCCCACACACACACACACACACGUGGCCGUCCUUGUAGGAGUCCUUUUAUAGCACUAGUAGAUGUUGCUUUCCAUAACAGUGAUGGCAUCUUUGAGCACGAAUGUAAGAAUCAGCUCAAUGGAGAACAAUCAAAAAUGUCUGUAACGCGCAGAUACCGGGAGGGGUUUCUUUUUUUGUUGUUGUUUUUUGGUGAAACCAAAGCUUCGCAAACAGGAUGAAGCCCCCCCCCCCCCCCCCCCCCCCGACAUUAAGACACAAAAAUAGCUUUUCAUUUUGGGAGAACUUUGCUUUAAGUACGCAUCACAUGAAGGAUUUUUAUCACGAAGGAUUGAGAUACGACAACCCCCCCCCCACACACACACACACACAGACACAUGACAAUGUUGAGAUGUUGUGCCUCCCCUCCCCUGCCGCCCCCCCCCCAAGUCCACAGUGGUGUUUCUUUUACUCGCAGCUACAGAGGCGCAAAAUCUCACGAGUGUAAUAAAAGCAAAAGAAUAUCAGAUGCAAUGGAACUUUUUUUGUAUGUUAGCAAAACCCCUUUGGUUUGACCGGAGCUGCUUUUUUCUCGCAACCCGGCGAUCUAUAGUCUGUAAGUACUACUCGUCGUUCGAAGGAAAGUGCUCUCCUAUACUUAUCAACUGUAUACAUAAAUAUUUACUUUCUACUGCACGUUUAAUGGGAACUUAACUUCACUUACUGAGAAGGAAGAAGAAAAAAAAACUGUAAAACAAAAUGUACAAAAAAAUGUUUUCCCUGUAAACAUGGAAAAACCCACCUUGUUGCUUGCUUUUGUUAUACCUAAAGAAACAUGUAGUACAACUUAGUACAUCAGUUAAGACCAUUUAUUUUUAUUUUUUCAUACUUAAAUUUCAUCAUAUAUCACCACACAAACUUUCAUAUGUUUCUAUCUUUUUUUUUCUUUUAAACGUCAUCUUUGUAUUUUGCUUUGUAACCCCAUACGUUUAUUUGUCACUUUUAACAGUCUCAAACCGUGGAAAUGAUCAUGACAAUGUACUAUGUGUUUAACUUUUUUCCUUUAUCUGGUGCCACUUUGUAUAUUUAGAGUGCUUCUGAAAAAAGAAAACAAACAAACAAAAAAAACUAAAAAAAAAAAAAAAAAAUACUAGAGUGAAUGCAAAUAUGCAAUUGUGCCUUUUUAUACCAAUUGGUAUGAUUAAAUGUUGGUUUGGAAUGGUGCAUAAAUAAAUUACGUCGAGAUGCUCACUAAACGUAGAUGGGGUGGCAUUUAAGAACGGACUGAAAAAUACAUUUGCAUAUCUUAGAUGAAAUCCCAUGAUGUCAAAAAGGCUUCUCGGAGGACAACCAGUCAGACGUCGGUGAGCCUGUGCGUCUACAAACGCUCGCUGAUGUUGUUGAAAAUGAUCCAUUCCUAGCAUAGUGCAUUACCCGAAUGAGUACAGGUACAUUCAAAAGUUGCUUGUUGGUAGUAAUAAUAAUGAUAUAAUGGAUUUUUUUGUCGUGUUCCACUCAUGUACAUGUAUGACAUCAGAGGUCAAGUAACCUUCUUUGUGCAUGAAACAAGCUCUAGGACUGAAUAUAGAAGCAUAGAGAGAUAGAGAGGCGGGUAGGGCGGGUAGGGGGGGGGUUGAAGGAAAAAAAAAUUUGCUUGGAGACAUUUGACUGCUCGGAGUUGAGGAAGCCUAGAGAUAAAAAUGCUAAUGUGACGGUUUACUAGGAGGAGUGGAAGUAGGGUGAAAAAAAGCUGCAGGGGGAGAGUAGCUGACAGAACACACACCUCGGGAUGUGCCGAGCAACACAACACUCAUGCACGGAUUUACAGUAUAUGCAUAUCAGUAGGUGAUGAAACCCUGUCCUACAAAUAAGCGCGGUAUGAUGUUUGCGGUGAUACUACGAGGUGAUGCUUUGAAUUCCUAGAUCAGAUGGGAACAAAGACGCUGCGGCGUGAACCCCAGACAGAAAGAGGGAAGACAUGAAAGGAAAAAAAAAAAACGCCAUACAUUGGCAACUAUUGAAAACAGCGAACACUUUCUGAGCACUGUUCUUUCCUGGUACUCACUGCUGCUGCUACAGAAACCUGGAUUCUUCUUUUGUUUUUUAUACAGAAUUCAUGAUGCCAUCAAAAACUGUCUGUAUCUUGCUGCCCGAGGUGUGUGUUCUCUGUGCUCUCCUCUACUCGUAUAGCCUUCACAGUGUGUAAUGAGAUUUGUAAUAUUAACCAUUACUAUUUGUCCUGCGACUUGGAUGUUGAUAUAGAAAUUUGAGGAACAAAUUUAUCAUCGUUUAAUAUGAGUCACUAUGCACGCAGCUUAGCUGAACAUGGCAAAGUGUAUUGAACGCAAGUCCACUUCUAUUUAUGAGAUAUUUUACAUAAUUUAAUUUGCUUUUGUACAGGUUUGUGUAAAUAAAUUGCUUGUCAUUUUUGUCUCUGCAGAAAUUAAAAUAUAACA